Molecule: messenger RNA, 330 nt
Organism: Lolium perenne
Lineage: Eukaryota; Viridiplantae; Streptophyta; Magnoliopsida; Poales; Poaceae
Molecular function (GO): nucleic acid binding
Source: RefSeq, a predicted model, not a curated record
AUGUUGCGUCCCUACGGCAUUCAUAUCACUUCUGCGUACGACCUCCAAAAGAUACUCCCGAACCCCACCAACGAGCCCACUCCAAGUCUAUAUGAUUUGGCAAACUAUACCAUUGGAACAAACCUUGAGAAGAAGAAGAAGAAGUACAAGAAGAUGGACGUCGCCGCGCAAGAAAAAGAAGAUGAGCUUAUUCUUGGAUGGGCCAAUUUUCCAUUGAGCUACGACCAAGUGCACUAUGUUGCUCUAGACGCUCGCCUGGGCUUCGAGAUUGCUAGGAGGCAUUGGAUGCUAGGUGGCUACAAUAGUCAUGUUGAUCAUCUAUAUAUUUAG